This is a messenger RNA of Pseudogymnoascus verrucosus, 2499 nucleotides long. RefSeq lists its product as uncharacterized. Gene Ontology annotation, molecular function: polygalacturonase activity. The transcript is spliced from 6 exons. NCBI's taxonomy places the organism in Eukaryota, Fungi, Ascomycota, Leotiomycetes, Thelebolales, Thelebolaceae. The coding region runs from base 25 to 2490 and encodes 821 amino acids. The record is from RefSeq and is a predicted model, not a curated record.
GGCCUCUAGGAGCGUCACAUAGCCAUGUUAAAGUCAGCCUGUCUUGCGCUGAUCGCUUUGACCACUUCGGUGGUUGGAGUUCCUGCAAUCAAUUCCUUUGAGAUUCCUGAUAACCUGCCGGCGAAUGAAACUGAAUUGUCCCCACCUUAUACUUAUGUUCUACCUACGGACUACGCCCCUAAAUCACAUGGGAUUCCCUACACAAUCUUGAACCAGUCCGCCAAGCCAUGGGAGCAUCUGAACCAGCCACCAGCCCGACAGGCAACGAAACUCACCUCCCGAGCCUGCACGCCUCUCACCGCUAAUAAUCCCAGUAGCUGGUGGUAUGAGUCUAUCACUCAUAACGGCCAAUCGUCGUUUAUGUCCUCCUCGUACAAGAGCAACUACAAAGUCUUCCGUAAUGUCGUCACCGAUUAUGGUGCUGACCGUACUGGCGCCACCUCUGCUAAUGUGGCUAUCCAGAAUGCCAUCCAAGCUGGAGCCUCUAACGGUCCUAACCGGGCCAGCAACUCGAUGGGGACUACUGGCCAGCCAGCAGUCAUCUACAUUCCAUCAGGAACAUAUCUGCUAACGGGAAGUCUCCAACUCUAUGUUGGGACCGUUCUCGUGGGUGAUCCUAUCAAUCCACCAGUCCUGAAAGCCGCCGCCAAUUUUCCCAGCGAUCACAUCAUCUACGGCAAGGACCCCAACCAUGACGGUACGAUCAACUUCUAUAUCGGCCUUAAGAAUGUCAUUAUCGAUUCGACCGCCGUAAGCCCAUCCCAAAAUAUUGCGCUGCUGGAUUGGACCGUCAGCCAGGCUACCCAAUUGGCAAACGUGGUAUUUAACAUGCCAAAUUACUCUACAGGACAUGUCGGUGUCACUUCACAAUAUGGAUACAAUAGCAACGUCAUCCUGAAUGACCUGACCUUUAACGGUGGUGCAUACGGCCUGAAGUUGUCGGGUCAACAAUGGAUUCUUAAGAAUAUCAAGACUAGCGGUACCACCACGGGUAUCCAAGUUGGUGGGUUUAAUCUCGUCUGCCUUGCUUGCUCCUUCACAAACGCAGCUACUGGUAUCGAUGCUACUGGAGUCUCUGCCUCCCUGGUGGUCAUCGACUCGAGCGGAACUAGCAUUGGAACUUUUGUUAGUGGCACUAACAAUGGCGGAGCUGGAAAUUCCAUCAUUCUGGAGAAUAUUCAGAACAGUGGUACGACGGUUAAAUUGAGUGGGGUCACUGUUCUGAGCGGCAACGUGGCUGACACUUGGGUUUACGGUAACAUGUACGCACGUGGCAGCAACAGCCCUCAACACGUUAAUGGACAGUCAGUGACAACUCCUCGGGCGGCAGCCCUCCUCUCUAACGGCAAAUACUUUACAAUGGCUCCGCCAACCUACCAGAAAUACUCGGUGGAUCAGGUGCUCAAUAUCAAAAACGUGGCAGGCCUUCCAGUUUAUGGUGACGGUGCUACCGACGAAACGAACAAUAUCAAUGCCAUCCUAUCGCAGUAUGCGGGCUGCAAAAUUAUCUACUUCCCGGCAGGAACCUACAUCGUGACCAACACCAUCAAUGUCCCUGCUGGCUCUCGAAUUUAUGGAGACGCCUUUGGAACAGCUAUAUCCGCACUUGGAGGAAACUUCUAUAAUCCCGCGGCGCCGGCGACAAUGGUAAAAGUUGGAAAUGCAGGAGAUGUAGGCGUAGCUCAAAUAACUGAUAUGCUCUUUACUGUUGCAGACGUCCUGCAGGGUUGCAAGUUGGUGGAAGUUAAUAUUGCCGGAUCCAACCCCGGCGAUGUUGGCUUCUUCAACACUCACUUCCGAAUUGGUGGCGCGGCAGGCAGCAAGGUUGAGACUAAUUGCGGUGGCACCCCCGAUCAGUGCAAGGCUGCUUGGGGCCUUAUCCAUCUGACGAGCACCUCCUCUGCCUAUAUCGAAAACAUGUGGGGCUGGACAGCCGAUCAUGAUCUUGAUGGUGGAAACGGUGCCACCAUCUCGAGUGGUCGAGGCCUUCUCGUUGAAGCUACGAAGGCAACCUGGCUCGUUGGAACGGCCAUGGAACACCACACGUUGUACCAGUACAACUACAACAACGCAAAAAACGUUUUCUCCGCGUUCCAGCAGAGUGAAACUCCCUACUGGCAAGGCCCCGGCAACGACCUAGCCCCUGCACCGUGGGCCAGCAACCUCAUUGCUAGCGACCCAGACUUCUCUAAUUGCGCCGCUGCUGACUCAACCUGUCGCAUGGCCUUCUUUGAGAGGAUUAGCGGAUCCUCUGACCUAUUCUUGUACAACGGAAUGGUUUGGGCCUUCUUUAACAAUGGGGGCGGUUGCAAUGGGGAUUGCCAGAAGAAUGCAGUUGAGAUUACAAGCUCCUCUAGGCUGUAUAUCUACGGGCAGAAUGUCAAGGCCGUUACGAAUAUUUUCCUCGAGGGCACUACUGUGGUGGCGACGGAGAGUGCUAAUAGUGGAGGUUGGGGUGGUGUUGUGGCUGCUUAUCUGCGUGAUACUUAAAGAAAGACG